This is a messenger RNA of Contarinia nasturtii (swede midge), 6359 nucleotides long. RefSeq names its product protein kinase C-binding protein 1-like. Lineage: Eukaryota; Metazoa; Arthropoda; Insecta; Diptera; Cecidomyiidae. The transcript is spliced from 12 exons. Bases 686 to 5956 code for a protein of 1756 amino acids. The record is from RefSeq and is a predicted model, not a curated record. Gene Ontology annotation, molecular function: protein binding.
GUAUCUUGGUAGUGUAUUGUAGAACACACUUAUAGUAAAAUAAAGUGAUUUCUCGUAAUUAUUUCGGCGUUGUAUUAGAUUUUGUGAAAUGAGAUUCUUUUUUUUCCUUCAUUGUAAAUUUGUAACUUGAUUAAAUGCCGAGAGAAAAAAAAUAACCCUAACCAUUUUUUUAAAAAUAAAUUCGUAAUUUCGGAAUUGAAAAAACUAACGAGGCAAGUGUUUAGGUGGCAUCCAGAGAAAAGAUCGAUCGAUAAACAGGCAAUCACUAUAUGAACAAAUUUCAUCGUCCAUAUUAUUGAGAAAUAAUAUAGCGGACAUUUAAAAUAAAAAUCAUCGGUACCCAGAUAACCAGAAAACACACGGUCCACACUGUAUAUAGUUCAUACAGAGAAUGGAGUCGAAAUCGCGUUAAAUCGCUUGAAAGUAAUAAGUUUUCAUUGAAUGAAUAAGUCAUUAUAUCUGUCAAAGAAUUGCUGAGUACAUAUCGCAUUGCUACAGAUGUGCAGAAAAUAUUGAGAUUUUUUCAUAUUGGCUGGGAAACGCAGUAAUGAUUGAACACAUCCUGCAGUAAAAUGAAAUCGAGGAUUUAUUACUUGUUUGAAUAAAAUUCAACAAUAUUGUGCAGAUAAAGCACUUUAAAUCGCAUAUUAAAAUAAACAACUAAUUAAACGUAACAAGUCAGAACAUGGAUGAAGAAUCAAAAUUGGAAACGGUAUCGGAUAUCGAUGAGAUCGAAAAGGAGAAAGCCAUCGAAUCAAUAGUACUGCAUACAAGCACAGAAGAUAAUUGUAAAGACGAUUUUGAUGAGUCGUUUAUUCCAAAUGGAUCUAAUUAUGGAAAUUUUUCACAUAGUCUAUACGAUGCUGAUGAAUCUAUGAAGAGCACAGAUAUUGAAAAUGGCAACCAAACGGUUGAGUUAAAAGAAACACUUUUGGACUCAGCCUCAGUGGAUGAGAAACAAUCAGAAAGUAUUGAGAAUGUAUCGCAGUCACCGUUAAAAUUAGAUUCAGAGCCAUUGCCACACGAAAAAACCAAUCAGGUGAUCAUAGAAAAACCAGCCGAAACUAAUCCCAUCCAAAUGUCACCACAAUCCAAUCUAAAUAAAAUACUGUAUGUAAAACUCAUGCCACGAACCAACGUCCAGCCUGUCAUUGUAUCAACAGCAACCGAAUCACAAUCACCGCCGAAAUCCAUUCCGAUUUCGACGGUGAAAAGCAAACAAUCACCAAUAAAAAUGACAGUGCAAGAGCCAACCACAUCAAAUCUUAGCAGCAAUGCUGGUGGAAUGACACCAAAAACUCUUGGUCAUACUGUAAAUUUACUAAAUAAUAAUCGAAUUUUGAUAAAAAGUGUGAAAAAUAAUAACCAUACAAAUACAUGUGCCCAACAACCAACAUCAACAUCAUCAUCAUCAUCAUCGUGUGCAUCAGUAAUAAAGACUUCGGCAGAAUCGACGACGAUGACAGUUGAUGAUAAAAUUGAAAAUUCGCCGUCUUUCAUUAAAAACAAUGAAAUUGUAGACGUAAAACAACAAACAAAAAAUGUUACAAAUGAAAGCACAUUGCAUGUCAUGAAUGUAGAAAAAAUCGAAGAAAUUGACCAACAAGAGCAAGUUAAAAGUAAGUUGUCGUUCGAAAUGAAUAGAGGGCCAAUCGAUGAUUGUGAAUUGGAAAUAAAAAAAGAGCUAUUGUCGAAUAAAAACAGUAUUGAGCAGCAGCAGCAGCAACAACACAUGGUCGAUGACAUAAAAAUCAGUAGUCAUACAAUUGAAGACGAUGAUGACGGCCGAAUUUUAGUGUCGGCAAAAAAAAUCAAACGCGAAUUUGAGCAAUUGCAAAAAACAGUAAACGAAUCCAAAGUACUAUCUGAAUUUAUAAUUGAACAUAGUAAACGUGAACGUCGUCCAACAAAGUCUGGAAAAUCAAAGCACAAGUACAACAACAGUUUAACUGAAAUUAGUAAUAGUUCAGCCGAUGAAAAGUUUUCGACACCCGUGAAUCGAAGUUCCAGCCCAUCUUCAAGCAGUGUUCGCAGUAUGUCGAAAGAAAGUGACAGAUCUGUCACAAGUAGUUUUAAUAGCAGCACCGGAAAAAGAAACACUAGAUCGAUGAAUACGGAUUUUUCGGCCAAACAGAAGCAAUUUUUGAAAGGAAUUCAACAAGUUACGCGGGGCACGGAUGACGAAACUGACAAUAACAGUGGCGUUGAUGACGAUGACGAUGAUUUGGACUAUUUUACAAAGCAACAACCAAACAUCAUUGAACGUAGAAAAAGCACAGCGGUCAAUAAGCAAUCAUUCAACGUUGAUUCGAAGGCAAAUGAACUCAAAACUGGAUGGGAUAAAUAUUGUUGGCGUUGCCAUCAACUUGACACAAACCUAUUUUGCUCAACCUGUGUCCGAUCGUAUCAUGCGAACUGUUUGAAAAUGAAACAACUCUCGCCAGCUGAAAUGGCUAAAUGGCCUUGCCCCGAAUGUGUUGAAAUUAAAAUUGCCGAUAAAGAGAAUAAGAAAAAGAAAUUUGAUGUGAAACACUUCAAUAAACUGUUGAAAUAUGCCAUGAAUCGAAUAUUGCAAGAUCCCAAUCUUCAACAAUUUCAAUUUCCUGUGAACAAAACUCAAAAUCCAGGAUACGCUGAUGUCAUAGUCAAUCAGAUGAAUUUGAGUAAAAUUGAAAACAACAUCGAUAAUUUGAUGUACACAAAUUCAGAAGCAUUUUUAUCAGAUAUAAAAUGGAUUUUGCACAAUUGCAGCAUUUAUUUUUCGGAUAAUUACAAGGUGACCAGAGCGGCAAAAUCAUUGCAAAAAGUAAGCAAACAAGAAGUUGGCGAUAUUGAAACCUGCCCCGAAUGCUAUCUCAAUGCAAAUACAAUGACAGACAAUUGGUUUACAGAAACUUGUGUUAAACCGCAUCUGAUUUUAUGGGCCAAACUCAAAGGAUUUCCGUAUUGGCCGGCCAAAGCGAUGUCGAUUAAUUCAACAUUGGUAGACGUACGAUUUUUCGGUGAACAUGACAGAGCAAAUAUUCCGGCAAAAGAUUGCUUUUUAUAUUCGCGUGAAGAUCCAAAUCCACCGACAAAUAAAUACAAACGGAAUACCAUUGCCGAUUGUGUCAAGGAAGUGGACGUAUAUAUCGAGAACAUAAUAGCAAAAUAUGGCCAGUUCAAUUACGCCGAAUUAAAAACACCGUUCAAUCCCCAAAUGGCUGAACAACAUUUAAUUGAUAUGAUACCAGGUUUGCGAAGUGUACGUGGUCGUCGCCGUAGCAGUACAGCACGACCGGAUUUAACUUUAAAAAUUGUUAAAACCGCAGACAAUAAUUUAUCCGUUGUGAAAAAGGACCAAAUCGCAAAGGAAUUGCCACAAAUUAAACGAACAGUCGAUAUAACGGGCGAAAUUGCUGUCUCGCGUACACCAACACCACCAUCAGCCGUUUUAUCUCGUCGAAAAACCAGCGACACCCGAAUUAAGCGCAGCAAAUCAACCAAUCGGCAUAGUGAUGGAAAACUAUCAACACUCGAUCAUAAAUCGUAUCAAGUGAUGCGACGGAAGAGUAUGGCAGUUGAAAAACUCGAUCAAAAACGUAGAAGUGCCAUUCAUUCCAAAUUGGAUUUGAAUUCAGCCAAUGAAUCACCGGAAGUGAGCUUUGUUCGUUACAAUUCACAAUCGACAAACGAACGAGUUGAGACUGAUUUGAUUGUGAAUGCCGCGGCUACUGCUGCUGCUUCUACUGCUGCUGUAGCCAAGAAAACCAAUAAAACCACAGCCAAAAAGAGAAAAUUAUCGAUCGAUAGUUCAAAUAGUUCCACAAAGGCAAACGAUGCAGCUGAAAUGCCAGAUAAAUUGCAGAAAAAUGCAAGAGUCGAUGAUCCAACCACUUCGUCAAAUUUGAAAGAAAAAAUUGAAGAAAAUUCCUUUAUCGAAACAAAUAUUUUGAGUAGCGUUGGUUUGGUUAAGAAACUUUCAGCACCAGAUCGGGCACAACAACAAUUGGUUGGCAAGAAGAUUAGCACAACUUCGAAAUCAGUUCAAAACAAAAACUCCACAUGUGAUACAGAAGAUAAACGAACGCUUGAUGGUGCUGCACGUACGCGUCGUGAUACAAAAAUCCAACGGAUUGGAAGUAAAGAUGAUUCAUCGCCAAUUCUGUUGGUGCCAUUUAUUGAUAUUAAAAGAGAGCCAGAAAUAAAUGAAAACAAUGCUGUGAAUUCAUUGGGCAAUCAAACACCGUCAGCAUCUCAAACACCAAUCUCUUUAAUAAGUUCAAAUGAAAAUACGCCAGCCAAAAAUUAUGCAUGUUUUGAUGAGAAUUUGACAAGCAUUAAAACGGAAACCAGUUCUGAUGAUGAUAGUUUAAUGAUUAUUGAGGACGAUUUAUCAACUAGUACAAAUUCACCAGCGAAGUUAACGUCAACCGUUAGUGAUAGUCGAGUUCGUGGCUCAAUUUCAGUGAAAGAUAUCAACAAAAUGACGUUACAGAAUCAACAGCAAAAUGCACGUAAAACUUUUCCAAAAGGUCCGUCGUCGUCGAAUGCCACAACAUCAAUACUAAAACCGCGUGCAAAUACACUAGUUAAACCACCAAUGAAUCAAACAAAUAUGGUGUGUAUUCCAUUAGAUGGUUUGCCGCGACUUGAUUUGACAUACAAUUCUACAAAACCGCCACCAUUAUCUGUUGUUGGCAGUGCAAACAGUGUUUCGUUGCUCACACAAAAUCAGCCAUUAUCAUCGGUGACAUCGACAUCAAAUUUAAAUGGACCGCCACCACUGUCGAUUACCUCAAUAUCAGCUAUACCAACUGUGGUUAGCGUAAGCCAAUCGCUACUGAAUCCAAAUUCAAUCAAUACCAUUUCCAAUGGAAUGAUUACCGAAUCAUUGGCAUCGGCUGUAACCGAUCAAAUAAUCCGACGAAAUCCGCCACAAUUAACACAUCGUCCAGUUGCGCCACUUCGUUCUGAAUGUGAUUCAGCCUUUCCAAGUGAGGCUGGUUCAUUGUGUAAAACUCUCAUGGAAAAUGCACAUAAAAUGACCGAUUUCUUUCGAUCGGUCAUCGAAGAUACGCUUGGCGAUUUAGCGAAUAUGUCAAAUCCAGAGGCAAAAAUACGCCUAUUAGAACUUGAAAUGGAAAAACAGAAAAAUGCGCAUGCAAAAGAAAUUGCCGAUAUUAGAGCAAACACUGAUCGACUACUCAGUGAAAUGAAGAAAAACAUGGAAAAAGAGCGAACACGGGUGGUUAAUGAAACGCGCAAACAAUGCGAAAUGGAGCGAAUCCGAUCCAUGGACGAAACAAAAAAGAAACAAUGGUGCGCCAAUUGUUUGAAAGAAGCACAGUUUUAUUGUUGCUGGAAUACAUCUUAUUGUUCAUAUAUAUGCCAACGAAAGCAUUGGGAACAACACAUGACGACUUGUGUUCAAAUGGAAGCAUCCCAGAACGUGCAGAAUUCACGAAAAACCAACACAAAAACCUCAUCCAAAUCAGACGUGAGGAUUCAACCACAAGCACAAGUAUCGCAGCAUCAAAAGUCACAAGUUUCAAUUCAAAACGAUAAUUUGAAUGUAUCUGCCAAUCGUGCAACUGUAUCAGAUGCAAUACGACCACCAAAUAGUUUUGGUGUGGUGCCAGGUUUGCGUAAUAUUUUACCGAAAAAUGCACUCACUUCCAUGGUUCCGUCACACGGCAUUCAGUCGCGUAACAUAAGUCAAGGUAUUCAAUCGCAGGCAAAAUCAGCGUUACCGAAUCAGCAAUCUUGUAUCAUUGUUGGUCGAUCACUUCCAAAUUGGGCUAGUACUGCAUCCAAAUCUCUGCUACAUUCGAAUGCGAUAUUUUUGCCAACAUCAUCCCAGCUCGCAACGAUUACAAGCGUACCAUCAGGUCCAUCGUCAGGUGUUUCCCUUUUAACCUCUUCACAUGCACAGAGUCGAAAGUCGAACACAACUGAAACCAUCAUCAUACCAUAAGAUUCAUAACAAAUAACAAACAAGAGAAAAAUGGGAACUAUUAUUUUCAUUAUAAACAAUUUCAACCUCUUAGGCUAAACAAUUCGUGUUAACGAUCAAAUUAAUCAACUUAGGACACAUUUUUUUUAAAUCAUCAUUUAUAACUCCAUAUAUAUUUUUCAAGGAAUUUUGUUUUGGUGCCGAAAUUGCAAUGUUUUUUUUUCUAACAAUUAGUUUGAACUCAAUCAUUUAGUUCAAGUGAACUAAAAAAACGGUCAUAUAUAUUUUGAAUUUAAUACAUUAUAUUUGCAAGUUAUUUGAAUAAUCAAGUUUGAUAAAUUGAAUUGACCUGAACUAUGUAUAUUAAGGUAUAAAUUUUUCCAAAAUGGAAAGAAUGAAAAAACAAUUCGGAAGAAUCAUAAUA